GCAACGCUGCGUGACUCCCUCGCCGCCCGCCAGCUGAUCGAGUGACAGCGAGAGGGAGGAGAAUAAUAAUUUGGAGGUUUUUAGUCAGUGAGCAGUGCAUUAAAAGACUCUAGAUUCAUUAAUUAACUUUAGAGUCCUUAGUCCUUGGCCCAGCAGUAACAUAAGUGCUUGCCACCAGUUUGUCACGCCAGGAGCCAGUUGCUGCGGCAAGUGACAUGCGGUUACUUGGAUCUGCCGUGUCAGCAUCAAGGAAGGUGCAGUCAUCUUUGAGUUCAGCUUUGCCCCGUGCCUUAGUGACUGGCUUCCACAUGUCUGCUUCAGAGCCAGAAAUGCAGUUUCAUGAGAUCAAGGACAGGGAGUCCGGGAAAACACGCAGGCUUGCAUACCAGAAGCUGUCGGGUCACCGCACACAUGGCCUUAUCUUCAUACCUGGCUUCAUGUCUCACAAGGGUGGGAGGAAGGCAUCAGGCCUGCUCUCCUUCUGCCAGAAACAUGGCUUUCCUUACCUCAGAUACGACCCUUCAGGCUUGGGCGAGUCACAGGGAGUAUCUAUGACAGACACCAGGUUUUCAUUGUGGCUUGAGGAUGCCAAUGAGAUGCUUCUCAAGGUGGCAGACAGUCCACAAAUUGUGGUUUGUUCCUCAAUGGGGUGCUGGCUGACCUCACACUUGCUUCAGAUGCACCCUGAGAAGGUUGCCGGCAUCCUCAUGUUAGCCCCGGGUGUCAACUUUCACGUCCGCUACGAGAAGGCAUUGCAAUCAAAGUUGCCGCCCGAGCUGCUGAAGAAGUAUGAGGAGGGUGGCGUAGUGCCCCUCUUUACAGACCAUGGGGAAUUCCCUCUCUCUAAGGCUUUUUUUGGUGAUAUGGAAAAGUUUACCUUAAAUAUGGAACCUAAUAAGCUGCCUGUCAGUGUUCCGGUGAGAAUCAUUCAUGGCAUGAAGGACAAGGACGUGGACUACACCGAGUCGCUGCCACUGCUGAACACCCUUGGGACAGAGGAUGUGCAGCUGACUUACCUCAAGCAUGCCGGCCACAGACUCUCCGAUGAGCAGAGCCUUGAGGUGAUCUACGAUGCCAUUCUCAGACUGGCUUCUGAGGUGGACAAGAAGGCAAGGCUGUGUGGGAGAGGAGGUGACGGGGGUACUGUGGAUCCAACCGUGUAGGGGUGUCUCAGAUAAGGAGGGAAGUAAAGAAGGUAGCUCGGAUCAAAUUGGUCUGUGUGUAUAUCUUUGUAUAAAAAAGAUACUCAUAAUUUGUCAAUCCCUUUAAGGGGAGCACCUAGGGUGGUCCCUCCUGGGCAGUUGGUAUGCCCUAUGAAUUUGAAACAAUGUUAUUUGCUGUUGUUAAUCUUUGAGAUUUUGUGGCUUUCAUGAAAUUUGAGUGAAAGGGUUGGGCAGACUUAAACAAAGCAAUAAAAAUUUGAUUUGUUUCACAG
Eriocheir sinensis (Chinese mitten crab) is the source of this 1435-nucleotide messenger RNA. Its product is annotated as palmitoyl-protein thioesterase ABHD10, mitochondrial-like. The record is from RefSeq and is a predicted model, not a curated record. Bases 216 to 1163 code for a protein of 315 amino acids. Gene Ontology annotation, cellular component: mitochondrion. Gene Ontology annotation, biological process: protein depalmitoylation. The transcript is spliced from 6 exons. Lineage: Eukaryota; Metazoa; Arthropoda; Malacostraca; Decapoda; Varunidae. Gene Ontology annotation, molecular function: hydrolase activity, hydrolyzing O-glycosyl compounds; palmitoyl-(protein) hydrolase activity.